Molecule: messenger RNA, 1274 nt
Organism: Aricia agestis (brown argus)
Lineage: Eukaryota; Metazoa; Arthropoda; Insecta; Lepidoptera; Lycaenidae
Gene: prel
Product: protein preli-like
Exons: 6
Coding region: 289-903 (204 amino acids)
Biological process (GO): phospholipid transport
Cellular component (GO): mitochondrial intermembrane space
Molecular function (GO): phosphatidic acid transfer activity
Source: RefSeq, a predicted model, not a curated record
UUAAUUUAGGUUUUCACUUUUCGAUCUUAGUUCUUAAUUCAUAAAAAUAAUACCGAAUUGGUGUUAUGGAAAUCCGAAAUAAUAAAACAUCCGCAACUUAUUAUAGCAAUGAGAAAAUCCAAAAACUAAAUUCAAUUAAGUGCAAUUAAAUUAACCUUUUUAGAAAUAUCAAUUAUUAUAACACUCGUAUUGGACGCGGUACUAAGGAAUUUUGUAAACUAUGGCCACAAUUUGAGAAGCUAACAUUAUAAUCCUUAAACCUAUUGUUCAAAAUAUACAAAAAUCACAAUGGCAAGAUAUUUUGAGAAUUCAACAACCUUCAACUUUAGCUGGGAUCAAGUAGCUCGUGGAUACUGGAAAAGAUACCCAAAUCCUCAAAGUACCCAUGUCCUGUCUGAAGACACCUGUAGCAGACAUGUCAAGGAUGGCUGCCUAUACACAAAAAGACUUUUGACAAAAACCAACAGAGUGCCUAAAUGGGGAGAGAGAUUUUUCAGUGCAAAGUCAGUGAAAAUUAUAGAAGAGAGUAUUGUCGAUCCUGAAAAGAAAAUUCUCAUCACUUACACAAGAAAUUUGGGUUACACCAAAGUUAUGAGUGUCGUGGAGAGGGUUGAAUACAGACCUUCAGGUGCAGGCCAGACAGUAGCCAAGCGUUCAGCCUGGAUUGACUCACAGGUGUUCGGGUUCUCCAGGGCUAUCAGGGCUUUUGGUGUUGACAGAUUCAGAAAAAAUUGUUCACAAAUGGUCAACGGGUUCAACUUUGUUCUACACAACAUGUUCCCGAGGCAGGUGCCGCAAACUGUUGCACCCAUGACGCACACAUUAAAAGAGAUGCGCGAGGCGGCGGCCGCGGCCACCGACCGGGCCAAAGCGAACGUCCUGUCGUCCGUCAACAGGACAUAACAGGACAACGAUUGAGUGCGCUCGGUGCAUCAGACGUUAAUGUGUAUGAUUAAUCUAAGUACAUGUUAAAGUACAGUAAGUUAAUCAUAGCCAUAUUGCUGUUAUUGUAAGAUCGAGAGGAUUAAUUGUGUCCAUCUUGAUUUCCGGAUGCACAGCAAAAAUAAUAAUUAAAACUUUAUUUAAAGAAGAAAAUAUAUAUAAAAUACAAUGGAUUGGGUUUUUGUAGUCGAGUAAAUUAAUGUUGGAUAGGGGUUGCAAUAAUUUGCAAAGGAAGCAUAAUAUUAUUAUGUAAGGAGUAGUCUAAACUCUAAGGUAACCACCUGGGCCUCUAUCAUGAGCUCAUAAAUCCAUUCUUUUUACGCCCUUAUCUG